Messenger RNA from Ceutorhynchus assimilis (cabbage seed weevil), 504 nucleotides. Lineage: Eukaryota; Metazoa; Arthropoda; Insecta; Coleoptera; Curculionidae. The record is from the annotation of a GenBank genome assembly.
AUGCUAGAUGAAAGAGGACAACUUACAACAAAUAACAAAAGAUCAUCAGCAGAAUCCGUCGAAACAAAUAAAAUCGCCAGAAAGAUGGCAAAGGAAGACAUCAGAAAACACAAUGAGCAAAUUGCGCAGGAAGUACUGAAACAACACAAAAGGACGAAAGUGUUCAGAAGACUAACGACGAACACAAAGAAAGAAAUUGUCAGAAUCAAAGACAAAAUAGGACAAAGAAUCGAGGGAAGACACGAAAUUAUAAGAACGGUACAAGAAUUCUAUGCAGACCCAUACGAGACGAAAGUAACUAGCGACAUAUCCGAACAAGACCAGGAAGUGAAAGUCAUGAACGUCAACUCUGAAGACAUACCUGAGAUUACAAAAGACGAAAUCAGACUAGCAUUACAUCAUAUGAAAAACGGGAAAGCAGCAGGCGAAGAUGGCAUAUUAACGGAGAUGUUAAAGCAAGGUGGAGAUAUACUAGAGGACCAAUGCUGUUCAACAAAUACCUGA